Molecule: messenger RNA, 1031 nt
Organism: Cephus cinctus (wheat stem sawfly)
Lineage: Eukaryota; Metazoa; Arthropoda; Insecta; Hymenoptera; Cephidae
Product: endocuticle structural glycoprotein SgAbd-8
Exons: 4
Coding region: 322-978 (218 amino acids)
Cellular component (GO): chitin-based extracellular matrix
Molecular function (GO): structural constituent of chitin-based larval cuticle
Source: RefSeq, a predicted model, not a curated record
CAGUUCGCAUAGCAGUUGCACAACGUCGUAAAAACUUGACUGAUCAGACGUUAAGCAAAAUAAAUAUUUUUCGCUGAACUGUAAACCGUAUUAACAUACGAAGUUAAACAUUUUUUGUAUGAAAAUAAUAAUACACUUAUAGUUCGCACUUUUUUGAGCUUUUACUUUUCUUGCAAGUUUCGUACAUCCGGCCGCUCGAGACGUGCCGUAAUUCACUUGACACUGAGUUAACUUUGCGCCACGAGAAUAACCGCGGCCGAGCGGUUAAAAUUAAUUAUAAAAGAACGAAAGGAGUGCCAGCUCUAUAUAAGUCGAUCAUCCAUGACGUUCUUCACUCAUCUGAUCCUAAGCAACCUGCAACAACACACUCAACUCAAUAUGAAGUACUUUGUUGUUGCACUGGCUAUCAGCACUCUGCACGCAGUGAAUGGAGGUCGCUUGGGGAACACCUAUCUUCCACCAGGAAGCGCAGCGACCGCUGGUGCUGCUGGACUUAUCCGAACUCCAGGAUUCAGUCAGGAUUACAACGCACAGCCUGGAAGAUUAACCGGUGGUUACUAUCAGGGCAAUGCAGGACAACAUGGACAGGUGAUAGCCAUCACUCAGUAUACCAACCAAAACAACGGUGACGGCUCCUAUCGGUACAACUACGAAACCGCUAACGGGAUCUCAGUCCAGGAAGCUGGAGCGCCGCACGGGGAUGCUCAGACUGUUACUGGUGCAUUCUCAUACACUGGCACUGAUGGCGCACAGUAUACCGUUCAUUAUACUGCUGAUGAAAAUGGCUUCCGUCCUGAAGGUGCUCAUCUUCCAACCCCACCACCCAUUCCCGAAGAGAUUCGUCGUGGCGUUGAGUUAUCGCUGGCUGCUGAAGCCCGAGGCGAGAAUCAGGACGGCCAGUACCAUGGUUCAGCCAAUGCUCAGACUUAUUCAGGCAUUCAGAAUCAGUACAAUGCACAUGCUGGAUACCGCUACUAAUGGACAAUUAGACUAAAGCUACUCUGUAAUACCGACUGUACCAAUUUUGCCAU